Molecule: messenger RNA, 2244 nt
Organism: Hydractinia symbiolongicarpus
Lineage: Eukaryota; Metazoa; Cnidaria; Hydrozoa; Anthoathecata; Hydractiniidae
Exons: 3
Coding region: 200-898 (232 amino acids)
Source: RefSeq, a predicted model, not a curated record
UCAGCUUUUCCGUACGCCAAUCAAAAUCUAUUGUCCUUAAUGAACAUAAAGCGUCAAUUAGGAAGAAAAUAUUUUUUUUAGUAAGAGUGUGUUUUUGCCAUUACUUUUAAAUGUGAAGAACAGAGGAUCAGAAAUUUUCAAACAAAAAAAAAUCACAUUUUAAAGGGUUCAUUGGGUAAAUUGACGGACGUGGAAAAAUAUGAAGUUUAAGACAAUGUAUGGAAAAAAUAAAAUGAAAGUUCCAGAAAUUAACGUGAUCGAAUGCGAUAUAAAAAUUAUUGAUCAUAUUAUGUUUGAGUAUGAAAUGAUCCAACGAGCAAGAGAAGCUGAAAUUAUUUUAAAUCAGAUGCUGUACAACGAUAUCAAUCACAUGAGACGAUCUGAUUCCAAGUCUAGUUCCAGUGGUUUUUCAAGUUUUAUGUGGAAAAUAAAAUCUUCCAGUCAUAAGCUGAACAAAAAUAUACCAGAAAUAAAAAUAUGUCCCUGUCAAGUCGACCUGAGAGACGAGGAAGACAUGGAAGAAGAGAUGAUUCAGAGAGGAAAAGAAGCAAGAAUGGUACGCGAGCGAUUGCUCUCUGAAGUAAAUGCAACAAUGGAUGAACGAAAACCAAGGUCAUGCUCACUUGAACCAAUCCCAAGUGAACCAAUGGUUAUCGAAGAGCCAAUUCGAGAAGAAAAACGAGCAAAAUUUACUGACCUUUAUGGUACGAUAUCUCACGGUCGGAGCAAUUCUCGUAGAAAUGCUAUCCGCUGUAAAAGUUAUGCCCAAUUGACUGUCGAUGACUGUCAGUAUAAGAAGCGAAAAAUACUGACAAAUAUAAUCCCCCUCAGAAAGUCAAAAACGUUUUCAAGUAUCAAAAUGGACAAUGAUUACAAUAGUAAAUAUAAAAGUAUCUAGCAUCUUUUCCUUGUUCCGAUUUUUUCAAUAGGAGAAAGUGAACUGAAAGCGAUCUAUUUAAAAAAGAUUAUGGAAUUCAAAAAGAAAAGAAAAAGGGAGUUUGCAAGAGACAGAGAUGACACAAACAACUUGUUCUAAGGACCUUUUGUUUUGUUGAAACGGGUUAGAAAAAAACACUGUUAAGACGUGUUAUUUCGGUGCAAGAAAUAUUUCUGCUGAAUUUGUUAAUUUAUUUAUUUAUUGAAAAUUGUACAAAGUUAAAAUAAAUUUGUAGUUGAUGCACAUAUGAUUUGUAAUUUAGGAAUGUUCGCGAAGUUUUUCUAAUCAUGCGUCUAUUUGCUUCGAAAAGAGUACGCAAGGUUGCCUCCUCUAUUUCAUAAAAACUGCUGCCGCUUCAGGCCUUUCGUGUUAACCUGGUGAUGAAAUUAAUGGCGGCUCUUAACAAAUGAGUCUGAACUGCUUUAAAGAAUAGAUUAUUUGAUUUCAAUGAAUAAAAAUUUAACGCAUUAAUUUAAAAUCGGAAACUGAAGUGAGAAACCACAAAGAUGAAGUUUAAUCACAACCUCUUCCCCAGGACUUGUUAGAUUUUUUGAAUUUCCGCGCCCGAAGGCGUGGGAAAUUCUUUAAAACCGUCGUUUUUUUCUUUUGGAGCAUUUUUUGAGAAAAAAUCGACCCUGAGAUUACACGUUCCUCCGUCACAGAUGUAAACUUCGCACCCAAGCUCCCCAACUACUGGGAACUCAUCUAAAUGAUGUUUCAUGACAAAAUUAGUAUUUGUUUUCAACAAAAUUUGGCACAGUUAACAAAAAAAGUAUGCUGAACAUAAUGGUGACAUAAUAAUUUUGAUUUUUUGCCACCUUAAAUGUCAUUUUAGGACAAAAUUGGUCCAAAAAUUAAAACUACUUCAUUUUCAACAAAAAUUGGCAAAGUUAACAAAAAAAGUAUGGUGAACAUAAUGGUGACAUCGAAUUUUGAUUUUUGUCACCUAAAUGCCAUUUUAGGCCAAAAUUGAUCCAAAAAUUAAAACCACUUCAUUUUCGGCUAAAUCUGGCACAGUUAGCAAAUAAAGUAUGCUGAAAAUGAUGAUGGUACAAAAGUUUGAUUUUUGUCACCUAAAUGUCAUUUUAGGCCAAAAUUUAACCAAAAAUUAAAACUGCUUUAUUUCCGACAAAAUUUGGCACGAUUAAUAAAAAAAGUAUGAUGAAAAUGAUGGUCACAUCAAAAUUUUGAUUUUUUGUCAACUAAAUGCCGUUUAAGACCAUAAACGUUUCAAUCGCAAGACUUACCAUGAAUGUUAGGCUGUAUUUUUUGUUAGGAAUUUAUUUUAAAAUGUGAGUUUAUUAUGA